GUGGCGGCGCGCGGCCCUGCCCCCGGCGGCCAUGGCCCUUCCCGGCAUUCCCUAUGAGCGGCGCCUGCUCAUCAUGGCGGACCCGAGAGACAAGGCGCUGCAGGAUUACCGCAAGAAGCUGCUGGAGCACAAGGAGAUCGACGGGCGCCUCAAGGAGUUAAGGGAACAACUGAAAGAGCUUACCAAGCAGUAUGAAAAAUCUGAAAAUGACCUCAAGGCUUUGCAAAGUGUUGGACAGAUUGUUGGUGAGGUUCUUAAGCAGUUAACAGAAGAGAAAUUCAUUGUGAAAGCUACAAAUGGACCAAGAUAUGUGGUUGGCUGUCGUCGUCAGCUUGACAAAAGUAAGCUGAAGCCUGGGACAAGAGUUGCUCUGGACAUGACCACACUAACUAUUAUGAGAUACUUGCCAAGGGAAGUGGAUCCAUUGGUUUACAAUAUGUCUCAUGAAGAUCCUGGGAAUGUUUCUUAUUCUGAGAUUGGAGGGUUAUCGGAACAAAUCAGGGAGCUAAGAGAGGUAAUAGAGUUACCGCUUACAAAUCCAGAAUUAUUUCAGCGUGUGGGAAUUAUACCUCCAAAAGGCUGCUUGCUGUAUGGCCCACCAGGUACUGGGAAAACACUACUAGCCAGAGCUGUUGCAAGCCAACUGGACUGCAAUUUCUUAAAGGUCGUGUCUAGUUCUAUUGUAGACAAGUACAUUGGUGAAAGCGCUCGGUUGAUCAGAGAAAUGUUCAACUAUGCCAGAGAUCAUCAGCCAUGUAUCAUUUUCAUGGAUGAAAUAGAUGCUAUUGGUGGCCGUCGUUUCUCUGAGGGAACUUCAGCUGAUAGAGAAAUUCAGAGAACCCUAAUGGAGUUAUUGAAUCAAAUGGAUGGAUUUGACACUCUGCACAGAGUUAAAAUGAUCAUGGCUACAAAUAGACCAGACACUUUGGAUCCUGCAUUGCUGCGUCCGGGAAGACUGGAUAGAAAAAUCCAUAUUGAUUUACCAAAUGAACAAGCCAGAUUAGAUAUAUUGAAGAUUCAUGCAGGUCCUAUCACUAAACAUGGUGAAAUAGAUUAUGAAGCAAUUGUGAAGCUUUCAGAUGGCUUUAAUGGAGCGGAUUUGAGAAAUGUCUGUACUGAAGCAGGUAUGUUUGCAAUUCGUGCUGAUCAUGACUUCGUAGUUCAGGAAGACUUCAUGAAAGCUGUUAGAAAAGUAGCUGAUUCUAAGAAGCUGGAGUCUAAACUGGAUUACAAACCUGUUUAAAUUAACCAGAUAGUUAAUGAUCGACUGCACAGGAGAUAUUGGAUUAAUGUAUAGAAGAAGAGAAAUAAUGUACCUCUUGGCUAUGAUCUUAUUACAAGUGUAUGUAUAACACCAUAAGCAAGUAAUUGAUGCUAGUUACAAGUCGGCUACAGAAGUGUGUUCUGUACAGUUCUGAAAAUGUGGCAUUCAUUGCAGCCCAAGUUAAGGAGUGAGAUUUGUUCUCAUAACAAUUACUGUGUGAAUUUAUAAACAUACCCAAAUGGUUGAACUUAGCAAAUUUUAAGAAAGUCAGUGCAUUUCCUGGCAUUUUAUAUCAUUUUCCUUUAAACAGUUGAAUAAAACUUCUUUAAGUCUUUCAUAUGUACCUCCUCUCUACCUCUUUAGAUAAGAGCAUUCAUUAUAGUUCUUUAGGUACUUAAAGUGCUACUUAUCUCUGAUAUUAAUGAUCAUGUUCCAUUUAGGCACGUAUUUUGAUAAACAAUCUAUACAAAAUUCUCUACUGGUAAAACUGGUGUGUACAAUGUACCUAAAACACAAGUUAGGAAAUGUAAUCUAAUGAGCUCUUAAUAGUGUGUAACAAUUUCAUGUUGCCUGUCCAUGUGGAAGAGGGUAGGGUACUAUUUUUGUUUCAAGAUUCCACUGUUGAAACCUGGGAAAGGGAUUCAGUUGGAACUAAACUUAAAUGAUCAUUGCUCAAAAUGCAUUAACUAAACAAAACAUUUGUUAUAGCCUGAUUUCGGUUAGCACAAUUCUUUUAAAAGGUUCAUAUAUACUUCUCUGAAAGUGCCACAUCCUAGAUGUUUGUAGGUAACCUACACAGCCAAAUAGCAUUUUGAUUUUUAUAAAAACCACUUAACUCAGUGUUUAAAGAAUAACAGUAUCAGGGCCUCAAUCUAGUACUACUAAAAUUGUCAAGCAGGUGAGGCUUAAUUUAUUUUGGUUUAGAUACCUUUGUGAAAACAGCUCUCCUCCCACUAGGCGAUCCAAGUCACUUUUUAAAAUGUUUCUCACUCCACUUUCCAUCUGUCACUUCUGUCAUAUAGCAACUGAGACUAUCCUCCAUAAACUAGUAAAAUUGUAUCAUCUAAACUACUGUUUUGGGAGUGGCAGGGAGAUGUAUGGAAUACACAGAGAGGGCUAAGUAUUGUUCUGCUGUGGAUUGUAAUGGUGUAACGGGCCAGAAUUUGGCCUGCUGCCUAAUACCUCCACAUGUACUGGGAACUGUUUACUGCAGCUGCUAAUUUGAGUAAUCAUUCAAGCACCAUAAAACAGCUUUAACUCAGAAGCCAAGGAGUGCUUUGUUCAUGCAGUCCAGCACAUUGCAUCAAUGUGGAUUUUUUUCAUUCCACUUUUGAUGUGUGUAGGGAAAGGUUUUCCAUAGUGCUUGUAUUUUACUUCAACUUUUAGGUAAAUUUUACAAACAUCACAAGAGUGAUGCUUCUGUAUGUAUUAAGACUCCAUUUUUUGGCCACUUCUGACUACCCCAACUCGAUUAUUCUGUGCCUAUCCAACUCACAAACAAGUUAGAUUAAAUUUUCUAAAGCCAUGCCAUUUCAGUUUGCCUUAUGUGCUAGUACAGAAUGACCUGUGGUACUAUCCUUGUUUAAACCACGAAAGAGUUUUUAAUAAACUAGUUUAAAAUUAAAGAACUGAAACUACUACAAUGCACAGGCAACAGUAUUUUGAUAAGUGGCUACAACAAGCUAAUGAUUAUCAUUACAUAUGAAAGAGCAUGCAUGUUUAUCUCAAUGUAAUAGUAAAACAGGCUUGUACAACA
Molecule: messenger RNA, 3020 nt
Organism: Trachemys scripta elegans
Lineage: Eukaryota; Metazoa; Chordata; Testudines; Emydidae
Gene: PSMC6
Product: proteasome 26S subunit, ATPase 6
Exons: 14
Coding region: 32-1243 (403 amino acids)
Biological process (GO): positive regulation of RNA polymerase II transcription preinitiation complex assembly
Cellular component (GO): cytosolic proteasome complex; proteasome regulatory particle, base subcomplex
Molecular function (GO): ATP hydrolysis activity; proteasome-activating activity; ATP binding
Source: RefSeq, a predicted model, not a curated record